AAUUUUAUUAUCAAAUACUAUUGAUCUAUCAACUAGCCCACAUCACAAUGGCCUGGAUGAAGGUUGCACUCCUUACUCUCCUCUUAGGCUUCUGCGCCGCUAACACAAUUAAUAGGGAUACGGCCUUCAAAUCUGACUCCCUGGAGCGGAUGAUCAGGGAAGUGCGCACAAAUUGUGAUAGUGAAAAUGAUCCGCUGGCGUGCAUGAAGUUGAAAGUGAUGCAGUUCCUGGAUACCGCCGUAAACAAGGAUAACUUCAAAUUGACCGAAGAUAUUGAGGUGCGAUCGAAUGGACCUGUCGAGGAGGCACGCUCCCAAAGCGACUUUUUGGGAUUUGUGGAAAACUAUGUGCAAUCACACGACGUCACAAUGAAAAUUCCAGUUGUCAACUCAGAAGUCACCAUCUCGCCACGAAACAUCAACUCCGAUGAACUUGACAUCAAAUUUAAGUUCUUGGAUUCCGAGGAACGUAGUGUUGGAGAAGGAAGGCGCAGGAAUAAGAUGAAGAAGAUCAUUGUUCCGAUCAUGGUUUUGAUCCUCUUGAAAGCAAUGACUGUCAUCCCGUUGGCCUUGGGAAUUUUGGGCUUGAAGGCCUUCAACGCAUUGCAACUUGGUUUCAUGUCAUUCCUCGUAUCGGCGGCUUUGGCUAUUUUCCAAAUUUGUAAAAAGUUGGCUCUGGAUCCUCAUCAUCAUGCACCACAUGUUGUUGCACCACAUGUUCAUUGGGACGCCAGGUCCCUAGCCCCUAAGGAGGACGACAGUCAUAACUUGGUGUACAAUGCUUAUGUUUAGAAGAGUUUGUAAUUAUUUAUUCUUAUUUAAUUGUAAUAAAUUAAGUGCAUCAAGUGA
Messenger RNA from Hermetia illucens (black soldier fly), 848 nucleotides. RefSeq lists its product as uncharacterized. Lineage: Eukaryota; Metazoa; Arthropoda; Insecta; Diptera; Stratiomyidae. The coding region runs from base 48 to 791 and encodes 247 amino acids. The record is from RefSeq and is a predicted model, not a curated record. The transcript is spliced from 4 exons.